Molecule: messenger RNA, 855 nt
Organism: Paraglomus brasilianum
Lineage: Eukaryota; Fungi; Glomeromycota; Glomeromycetes; Paraglomerales; Paraglomeraceae
Source: the annotation of a GenBank genome assembly
AUGCUUCCCAAAGUCAAUCUUCAUCUCAAAACACAAGGAAUCAAUUCAUCAAUGUAUGCAUCUCAAUGGUUUAUGACAUUAUUCGCCUACAAGUUUCCGCUUUCUCUUGUAUUCCGGAUAUAUGAUACUAUAUUCACUGAGGGAGUUGAAGCUCUAUUCCGAUUCUGUAUUGCCUUGCUCAAAAAGAACGAGGUUGCUAUUCUCGGGAUGGAGUUCGAAGCUUUGCUCGAGUUUCUUAAGAGUGGUUUAUAUAACAGCUAUGCGAUCAUUCCUACUGGUGUCCUUGCUAAAGAAGUUGUCUCUGAGCAUCAGUACGAUGCGAAUGAGUUUGUUAAGGAUGCUUAUUCGAUCAGUAUUACAAUGAGAAGACUAAACAAGUAUCAGAAACAAUAUUAUGCAAUACAAGAGGCAGAAAGACAGAGACAAGCAGCUGAAUCGUCAGCAUUAGAACAACUGAGAAUAGCCAACAAUCAUCUCUCCAAUCAAAUUAAACAGCUGGAAGCCAGUUUACAGACAAUUAAUAGAGAACACAUCGAAUUAGCUAACCUACACGUGAGCAAUAAGGUAGAAUUAGCUCAAGUCAAAGAUGAGAAUGAUGCGCUGCGCCAAACAGUCGCUGAUCUUCGUUUGGCAUUAGAUAAUGCGCCUGCAGCGAUAGAGGAAAAGCUACGUGCCGAGAUGGAUUCACUAGCGAAGAAGAACGUUGGGCUUGUUACACAAAACAAUAGGCUGGAAGAUCAGUUAGCUACUACUGAGAGUAUGCUUAUUGAAUAUAAAAUGCGAUAUGCAGAAAGUGAGAAUGAACGAGAAGCCUUACGGCGUAAGUGGAAUGACCUCAAAAGGGCGCUUAACUGA